Messenger RNA from Manacus vitellinus (golden-collared manakin), 557 nucleotides. RefSeq names its product endosome associated trafficking regulator 1 (gene ENTR1). Gene Ontology annotation, biological process: positive regulation of protein localization to cilium; regulation of cytokinesis; positive regulation of cilium assembly. The transcript has 5 exons. NCBI's taxonomy places the organism in Eukaryota, Metazoa, Chordata, Aves, Passeriformes, Pipridae. The record is from RefSeq and is a predicted model, not a curated record. The coding region runs from base 85 to 489 and encodes 134 amino acids. Gene Ontology annotation, cellular component: ciliary basal body; early endosome; recycling endosome.
CUUUUUUAGCUGAAAGAAGAGAAUGCUACUUUGAGAAGCAAGAUCAGUAAACUUCAAAUUCUCUCUGAAACUCAAGCAGACAAGAUGAGGAAGCUUGAGAAAAAGCUUGAGGAAAACAAAAUCAAAGAAGAAAAAGAAACACAGGAUCUGGAAGCAAUGGUGCAGCAUGUGGAGCAAAAUCUCCAGCUGAUGACUAAACGGGCUGUUAAAGCUGAGAACAGCGCUGCCAAGCUGAGACAGGAGAACACCCUGCUCCAGGUCCAGCUGAGGAAUUACAAGGCAGAGAACGAGGCCCUGCAGCUGGGACAGGCAGGGCUGGCAGCAGCAAAGCAGAAUGCAGAGCUGGCCCUGCAGCACCUGCUCAGGGUCACAACCAGCUCCCGAGCAUCCAUCAGGCAGCUUCUCUCCGGAGCAGAAUCCCUGCAGCUCGUCACUGAUCUCCUGAAAUCCAUCGACAGAAUUUCCGAGGUGUCAGAGGAUGGACAGUGAGUGACUCAGACACCAUGGAGGACUUUGCUUUCAUUUAGUAACCAUUACUAAAAAGCGAAUUUUUGAUA